CGUGUCUUGUCGAAGGUCUUGUUGUUCUCGACUGUUGUCUUGUCUUGUCUCUCUUUCACUUUGCUAGAGUUGUGAAUACUCAGGUGAAAUUUAGUUGAACUGUUGCCUUUGAUCCGAAAAAGCUACAAUGACUACGAAAGAUAUGGACAUGGACCCCAAGGCAGAGCACGACGAGAGCGGGUUGGCCGCUGACAUUGAGCGUCAACGCCAUCUCACCAAGACUUUGUUGUUCAAGGUCGACACAAGGGUUCUACCGUUGCUGGCACUCCUCUUCCUAUGCUCCUUUCUCGACCGAACCAACGUCGGCAACGCAAAGAUCAUUGGCAUGGAGGAGGAUCUUGGCAUCAGCAACAGCCAAUACAACCAGGGCUUGGCCGUUUUCUAUGCGACUUACAUUGCCAGCGAACUGCCAAGCAACCUCGUCCUGAAAAAGGUCUCGCCCAGGAUCUGGCUCCCGUUCCUGACCUGCGCGUGGGGCAUCGUCACCAUGUGCCUCGGCUUCGUCCGCAGCUACGGCAGCUUCGUCGCCGUUCGCGCCAUCCUCGGCAUGACCGAGGGCGGCCUGCUGCCGGGCAUGGUGCUGUACCUCUCCGGGCUCUACACCCGCGGCGAGCUGGCCCUGCGCAUCGGCAUCUUUUACACGGCCGCCUCUCUCUCCGGCGCGUUCGGCGGCCUUCUCGCGAGGGGGCUGUCGGCCAUCGGAUCCAAGGGUGGCCUUGAAGGCUGGAGGUACAUAUUCAUUAUCGAAGGGCUUCUCACUGUUGUGUGCGGCAUAAUUGCUGCCAUCGGCCUGCCCAACAACCUGGCGACCGCCAAGAUGUUGACCCCCGAGGAGCGCGAGUGGGCGCUGCUCAGGCUUCAAGGACACGCUGAAGACCGGUUCAAUCCCUCCAGUGAGAGAGAGGAGAAGUUCCGCUGGUCCGAGGUUGGGCGCGGCGUGUUCAACGUCCAAGUCUGGCUCAGUGCGACGGCCUACUUUGCGAUCCUGUCCGGCCUUUACUCUUUCGGGCUUUUCCUCCCCACUAUCAUCAACGACCUGCACAUUGCGUCCAACCCUGACGAGGUCCAACUAUGGUCCGUAAUCCCAUACGCCGUCGCAACGCCUGUAACAGUCCUCGUGGCCUUCUUGUCUGAUCGCCUGCGCCUCCGCGGCCUCCUCAUGCUUAUCGUCCUCCCCAUCUCCAUUGCCGGAUACGCAGUUAUUGCCAAUGCCACAGCGCCGCAGACGAGGUUCGCCAUGACUUGCCUGAUGGCCAUCGGCAUGUACAGCGCCGUUCCGUGCGUCUUGGUCUGGAACUCCAACAACUCGGCGGGCCAUUACAAGCGUGCGACAACGUCUGCGCUGCAACUGGCCAUCGCCAACUGUGGAGGGUUCGUUGCGACCUUCAUCUACCCCAGCUAUGAAGGCCCGUUCUACCACAAGGGCCACACCAUCAUUUUGGGCUUGCUAUGUUAUGCCUGGGUUGCAACCCUUCUGAAUGUUAUCUGGUGCGCUAAGAUUAACCGCGACAAGGCGGCAGGGAAGUAUGAUGAGUACGUCGGCACUGGCGAUGACCGGGAGCCCGGCUUCAAGAUGGUUUUGUAAACACAACGGCAGGAUCUGGAUGACUUGAAGUUAGAUGAUGAAUGAUGAAUGAAGGACUGCAAGGACUGCAAGUGGUUGUGUUUAGAAGGAAUGGUAGCAUUCUCUUGCAUUUUUUCACUGCAUUUCCUAUCUAAUGUUUCUAAGAGUCACUGAUCAUCGUUUUUUCGGUUCUCUAUAGAUUUCUUUCCUUGUCAACUCUAGCAUGGGUCAAGUAGUUGUUUCCGUUGGGUACAGAGACUGCCCCACUAGGUAAAUAAGUCAAUGCCAUUCAUUUCGAUUUCACCGACUACCCGAACAUCAAUCCUUUGCUUCUUGAGUGUGUGAUCUGCACCAAGUAACAAUGGCGAUUCGGAAAAACGGGAAACUCGUCUAAGCGCUUUCACUAGUAGAACAACAGUUGAGCAGUCGUCGGGGAGGGUAGCAGAAAAUGUAAAAUCUUGGACUUUACUUCAGUCUUAAACAAAAAUGGCUUGGAUGAUCCGGUUCUGGACCCCGGUGUGUUCUACAUUUCCCUUGACCAGCACACGUCUAUUCUUC
This is a messenger RNA of Colletotrichum destructivum, 2122 nucleotides long. Its product is annotated as Putative major facilitator superfamily, MFS transporter superfamily. Gene Ontology annotation, molecular function: transmembrane transporter activity. Gene Ontology annotation, cellular component: membrane. The transcript is spliced from 9 exons. Gene Ontology annotation, biological process: transmembrane transport. Lineage: Eukaryota; Fungi; Ascomycota; Sordariomycetes; Glomerellales; Glomerellaceae. The coding region runs from base 128 to 1585 and encodes 485 amino acids. The record is from RefSeq and is a predicted model, not a curated record.